Molecule: messenger RNA, 3571 nt
Organism: Lingula anatina
Lineage: Eukaryota; Metazoa; Brachiopoda; Lingulata; Lingulida; Lingulidae
Product: la-related protein 7
Biological process (GO): RNA processing
Cellular component (GO): ribonucleoprotein complex; nucleus
Molecular function (GO): RNA binding
Source: RefSeq, a predicted model, not a curated record
GUUAACUCCCCACUCAAAGCGGGUUUCCUCAGGUUCCUCAACUCUUUGUUAUUAUAGUUUUAAAAAGUAGAUAUUCGGCGUGUUUGUUGAGAUGGAGACCAAGGAUGAUCAGCCAAUCCAGAACAAGCAUGUAAGGAGGCGGAAAAAGCAGCUGUACAAACAGAUAAGAUCACAGAUGGAGUUUUAUUUUAGUGAUUCAAAUCUUUUGAAAGACAGGUACUUGAAGAAACUCAUAGAUGAUACACCAGAUUCAUAUGUGGAAUUGUCAGUUUUUACAAAUUUCAACAAGAUGAAGGCACUUUCCACAGACAUAUCAGAAAUUGCUAAAAGUUUGUCUUCAUCGACAUUACUAGCGGUUAGUGAUGAUGGCUUGAAGGUGAAAAGAGUCCGACCACUGCAAGAUGCUGCAGAUAUUGACAGCAGAACAGUUUAUGUGGAAUGUCUACCCCAAGGCAUUGAUCAUGAAUGGAUCAGAAACGUGUUUAUUCCUUGUGGUGAAGUGGCGUAUGUGAGUCUCCCCAAGUUUAAGAGCACAAAAGACAAUAAAGGAUUUGCGUUUGUGGAGUUUGCUCAUCAGGAAGGUGCAGAAAAAGCUAUCAAGCUACUCAACAAUCCUCCAUCAGAUGCACCAGAGAAACCAGGAAAGUUCCCCAAGUUUAAUAAAACAUUAAAACAGCUACAGAAACAUGUCAAACAAGGAGAAACAAAGGACUCCCAAGGUAAAAAGAAACGGAGACAGACAGUAGAAUCCACCUCUGGCGAAGGCACAGAUGAUGGUUCUAAAAGCAAGAAAAAAUUUAAUGAAAACCCGAAGAAAACCAAACAACGAAAAAGUAUGGAAAGUUCAGCAGAUGAAACAGAAGAUCCUCAGCAACCAAAGGGAAAACACCUGCGCCUGACAAGUGAAAGUUCUUCUACUGAAGGAAAAGAAACAAAAGGACGAAAAAACAGUAAACGUCGUAGACAGACAAGUGAAUGUUCUAAUGAAAGUAUAGAAAGUCUUCCUGGUAGUAAGAAAAGGAAAAGGAGGAAUAGCGAAUCUGACCUUCCAGUCCAUGGUGGAAAAUCAAAAAUGUCUGCAACAGAUGACAGAGCAGAAGUUCUUGAAAAGAAUACUGACACAGUGACUAAGGCUGAACAAAAUGUAGAAAGUUUAACUGAUCAAAAAGCCAAAGAGACUGAAACUGGAAAGAAGAGAAGAAAAUUAAAAGAAUUGACUGAAUUGGAAAGCCAUGCCUCAAAAAAAGUCCGCAUUGAUGAAAGUAUUACUCAAGAACACCACUUAGAAGAUGAAGGCACCAAAAAGAGAAACAGGCACAAGAAGAUAAGAGACAAAAAACCAGAUUUUCCCCAGCUUAGAGUUCUCUCAAAGCUUGAUUGGCUAGCUUUGAAGAAGGAAUACCUUUCCAUACAAAAGGCCAAUAUGACAAAGUUGAAGGAGAAGUUGAAGGGGCUGCAUUCUGAGAAUGCAGAGAAUGGAAGUAGUUUAAGGCUUGUGUCAAACUCUGCCACCUGUGAUCCACCCGCACCCCAGGUCACUAACCAGAAGACCCCAGACUUUGUGCCCGGAGUCCUUGUACAUGUGUCUGCAGGACAACCCCUCAUAAGGAAGGCAUUGAAGGACAAGAUAGGGGAUCUGGCCAGUAUAGCCUAUAUAGAUGUCAGGGAUGAGGAGAAGGAGGGGAUGAUAAGAUGUAAUGAUGCUGACAGUGCCCUGUCACUUCUGACUGCUGGUUGUGAUGGAGUCAAGUUUACCAAAGUUACAGGUGAUGCAGAAAAACAGUACUGGCAGAAGUUGCACGCUGAUAGAGAGGCCAAACUUGAUUCAAAGAAAAGAAAAAAGAAAAGGGGAGCCGAGAAGAUCAGUGAAUGUGAAAAUGGUUUCAACUUUUCAUUUCCAGAUGUGGAAUUGUCAGUUUUUACAAAUUUCAACAAGAUGAAGGCACUUUCCACAGACGUAUCAGAAAUUGCUAAAAGUUUGUCUUCUUCGACAUUACUAGCGGUUAGUGAUGAUGGCUUGAAGGUGAAAAGAGUCAGACCACUGCAAGAUGCUGCAGAUAUUGACAGCAGAACAGUUUAUGUGGAAUGUCUACCCCAAGGCAUUGAUCAUGAAUGGAUCAGAAACGUGUUUAUUCCUUGUGGCGAAGUGGCGUAUGUGAGUCUCCCAAAGUUUAAGAGCACAAAAGACAAUAAAGGGUUUGCGUUUGUGGAGUUUGCACAUCAGGAAGGUGCAGAUAAAGCUAUCAAGCUCCUUAACAAUCCUCCGUCAGAUGCACCAGAGAAACCAGGAAAGUUCCCCAAGUUUAAUAAAACAUUAAAACAGCUACAGAAACAUGUCAAACAAGGAGAAACAAAGGACUCCCAAGGUAAAAAGAAACGGAGACAAACCGUAGAAUCCACCUCUGGCGAAGGCACAGAUGAUGGUCCUAAAGGCAAGAAAAAAUUCAAUGAAAACCCGAAGAAAACCAAACAACGAAAAAGUAUGGAAAGUUCAGCAGAUGAAACAGAAGAUCCUCAGCAACCAAAGGGAAAACACCUGCGCCUGACAAGCGAAAGUUCUUCUACUGAAGGAAAAGAAACAAAAGGAAGAAAAAGCAGUAAACGCCGGAGACAGACAAGUGAAUGUUCUAAUGAAAGUAUAGAAAGUCUUCCUGGUAGUAAGAAAAGGAAAAGGAGGAAUAGCGAAUCUGACCUUCCAGUCCAUGGUGGAAAAUUCAAAAUGUCUGCAACAGAUGACAGAGCAGAAGUUCUAGAAAAGAAUACUGACUGUGACACAGUGACUAAGGCUGAACAAACUGUAGAAAGUUUAACUGAUCAAAAAACCAAAGAGACUGAAACUGGAAAGAAGAAAAGAAAAUUAAAAGAAUUGACUGAAUUGGAAAGCCAUGCCUCAAAAAAAGUCCGCAUUGAUGAAAGUAUUACUCAAGAACACCACUUAGAAGAUGAAGGCACCAAAAAGAGAAACAGGCACAAGAAGAUAAGAGACAAAAAACCAGAUUUUCCCCAGCUUAGGGUUCUCUCAAAGCUUGAUUGGCUAGCUUUGAAGAAGGAAUAUCUUUCCAUACAAAAGGCCAAUAUGACAAAGUUGAAGGAGAAGUUGAAGGGACUGCAUUCUGAGAAUGCAGAGAAUGGGGGUAGUUUAAGGCUUGUGUCAAACUCUGCCACCUGUGAUCCACCCGCACCCCAGGUCACUAACCAGAAGACCCCAGACUUUGUGCCCGGAGUCCUUGUACAUGUGUCUGCAGGACAACCCCUCAUAAGGAAGGCAUUGAAGGACAAGAUCGGGGAUCUAGCCAGUAUAGCCUAUAUAGAUGUCAGGGAUGAGGAGAAGGAGGGGAUGAUAAGAUGUAAUGAUGCUGACAGUGCCCUGUCACUUCUGACUGCUGGUUGUGAUGGAGUCAAGUUCACCAAAGUUACAGGUGAUGCAGAAAAACAGUACUGGCAGAAGUUGCACGCUGAUAGAGAGGCCAAACUUGGUUCAAAGAAAAGAAAAAAGAAAAGGGGAGGGGAGAAGGUAAGAAAAAAAAUUAUAUAUAUGUAUGGCCUGAAAUCUUCCAAUGAAAAAGGCUAA